This is a messenger RNA of Pistacia vera, 1322 nucleotides long. RefSeq names its product spermidine coumaroyl-CoA acyltransferase-like. The record is from RefSeq and is a predicted model, not a curated record. The transcript is spliced from 2 exons. The coding region runs from base 162 to 1322 and encodes 386 amino acids. Lineage: Eukaryota; Viridiplantae; Streptophyta; Magnoliopsida; Sapindales; Anacardiaceae.
AAUUAACUUUUCUCCCCCACCAACUUCUCUCACCAACCCUCGGUGAUCUUCCCAGCGUGUCCCGCGCCAUGUCACAAUAAUCAACUAAUCCACCUCCAUAAAUCUCAAGCUCAAACCAAAAGCAUGAACACAACACAAUUGUUGCGAAUCCAUCUUUAAAGAUGCAAGUGAAAAUCUUAGAAACAAAAUCCAUUCUUCCUUCCACACUACCUUUUAACGAUGACCACGUUCUCCCUCUUUCCCACCUAGACAAUGACCCCAACCUCCGUGUAACCUUCCGUUACCUCCGCGUAUAUGACAACAAACCCACUGACCCCCAGCCCUUCCACGUCAUCGCCACUGCUCUCUCCUCCGCUCUUCUUCAUUACUACCCUCUUGCCGCCACCCUUCGUCACGUCGGCAACCAACGUCUCUCGCUGUUUUGCCAGGUGGGCCAGGGUCUCCCUCUUGUCAAUGCCACUGUGGACUGCACACUAGAAUCUUUGAACUAUCUUGACGACCCGGAUUCGGAUUUUGUGGAGCAACUAGUUCCCGACCCGGAUUCGGAGGAGGUGUUGCUUAAUCCGUGUAUUUUACAGGUCACGGUGUUCAAGUGUGGUGGGUUCACUCUGGGUGCUGCUAUACAUCACGCUUUGUGUGAUGGACUUGGUGCGACCCAGUUUUUCAAUGCGGUGGCUGAGUUGGCGCGUGGGGCGGCUCAGGUGUCGGCUCAACCGGGUUGGGACCGAGCGAGAUUGUUGGGUCCAAGAGAUCCACCGCGGGUUGAAGGUUCUGUUACGGAGUUUUUGAGGUUGGAGAAAGGGUUUAAACCGUACCGUCAAGCGGUUGGACCAGUUGUUAGAGAAUGCUUUAAUGUGACGGAUGAGUGUUUGGAUCAGUUGAAACUUGCAUUGCUCGAGAAUUGUGGCUUGAGUUUUACCACGUUUGAGGCUUUGGGUGCCUUCUUAUGGCGAGCCAAGGUCAGAUGUUCAGGGAUUCCUGGAGAUGAAAAUGUGAAGUUCGCGUAUGCAACCAAUGUUCGGAAAAUAGUGAAGCCUCCUCUACCUUUUGGAUAUUGGGGUAAUGGCUGUGUUCCGAUGUACGCGCAGCUUAGAGCCAAAGAACUAGUAGAGCAACGACUUUGGAAGACUGCUGAACUGAUUAAGAGGAGCAAAAGCAAUACCACUGAUGAGUAUGUGCGCUCAUUUAUCGAUUUUCAGGAGCUGCAUUCUGGAGAUGGUAUCACAGCGGGUAAUGAAGUGAGUGGAUUCACAGAUUGGAGGCACUUAGGCCAUUCGAGUUUUUGCACACUAGAUGCGUUUGCUCAAACGCCUAUGGCUUAA